GAUCCGAUCAGGCGGAUUGCAUGCCUGGUGUCCGCGCGCAGCUCCUCUCCUCGUGCUCCGCGACUCCCGGGGCCGAGCUAUAAGUGGAACCGCGCGACGGCACUGGUCCGCCACACUGUUCCACUGUCCCAUCGAUCGAUCAAGGAAAGAGUUGAGAAGAGCUCACGAGGGAGCCCGGCAUGGCGGAGAACACGAGCACACGCUGCUUGCUGCUGCUCGUGCUCGUCAGCGCGGCUGCUGGGGUGGCUUCGGGCAUCGCCGACGGCCCAUUACCAAACGGCAUCUUCGAGCAAGGUCCGGACGCAUCCCAGCUGAACGGCACGAGGGUGACGAGGCAGGACGCCAUACCCUGCUGGGAGAUCUCAGGGUUCGUGGAGUACAUCCAGUCCGGGCAGAACCAGCAGGACGGCAUGGUCCUGGCGGUGCCGGAGGGCGCGCACGCCGUGCGGCUGGGCAACGGGGCGUCGAUCCGGCAGCAGCUCACCAACCUGGCCCGGCGCUCGUACUACUCCAUCACCUUCAGCGCGGCGCGCACCUGCGCGCAGGCCGAGCAGCUCAACGUGUCGGUCGCCCCGGAGUCCGGUGUCCUCCCCAUCCAGACCGUGUACACCAGCAGCGGGUGGGACUCCUACUCCUACGCCUUCAAGGCCAGGCACACCACCGCGUGGCUCACCAUCCAGAACCCCGGCGUCGAGGAGGACGCGGCGUGCGGCCCGCUCGUCGACGCCUUCGCCAUCAAGACCAUCAGCCCUCCACACCACGAAAAGGGUAACAUGCUGAAGAACGGAGACUUUGAGGACGGUCCGUACAUCGCCCCGGACAACCCGUGGGGCCUGCUGGUGCCGCCGAUGGACGAGGACGACGUCUCCCCGCUGCCGGGGUGGAUGAUCAUGUCCGACACCAAGUCCGUCAAGUACGUGGACGCGGCGCACCACAAGGUGCCGCACGGCUCCUACGCCGUGGAGCUGGUGGCCGGCAGCGAGUGCGCGCUGCUGCAGGAGGCGCGCACCGUGGCCGGCCGGUCGUACAGGCUUUCCUUCUCCGUCGGGGACGCGGGCAACGGCUGCGCCCAGCCCCUGGCCGUGAAGGCGUCCGCGGCGUACUCCAGCCAGGUGGUCACGUACGAGUCCCAGGGCACGGGCGGGUCCAAGCGCGCGGAGCUCGAGUUCGCGGCGAUCGCGGACGCCACCCGCGUCGUGUUCCAGAGCAUGAACCACUACAUGAAGCCCGACGGGACGCUGUGCGGGCCGGUCGUGGACGACGUCUCCCUCGUCAGCGUGCACAAGCACGCGGCGCGCCGCCUGUUCAUGUAGUUCGAUUCGAUUUGCCGCGUGAAAACAUGUACCAGCUUUUUGCCUCGUCGGCUCAGAAUUGUAUCGGUAGUACCAGUAGCUGUUAAGGCGCAUCCAUGGUCAGAAUUUGCUCCGGCGUUAUGUGACCGAUAUCCGACCAAUAGGCCACCAUUUUUUUAUCUUUAGAAACGCUGUUGGUCAGCAGUAAUUCAGGU
This is a messenger RNA of Setaria italica (foxtail millet), 1507 nucleotides long. RefSeq lists its product as uncharacterized. The record is from RefSeq and is a predicted model, not a curated record. The transcript is spliced from 3 exons. NCBI's taxonomy places the organism in Eukaryota, Viridiplantae, Streptophyta, Magnoliopsida, Poales, Poaceae. The coding region runs from base 180 to 1313 and encodes 377 amino acids.